AUGUUCAAAAAUCAGUAUCAGGGUGGCCCAUUUGUUGAAGUGUUCAGUGCUCAAGGCAAGAACCCAGAAGCAAAAUGGAAGAUUUUUGGCAAUCCAUCAGCUAUACGGAAAGAGUAUGAUAAAGAAGUAAAAGGCUUUGUUUUUGUACUUGAAGGAAGCAGUCAAAACAAAAUGCAGCUACCAAAGAAAACUAGACAAACUUUGAGGCUGAUCCAGCAAUUUCUGACACUUCAGAUUUUUGUGCCACUGGGACAGGACUUCUCCACUGAGUUACUGAUAACUGAUUUAGGAAAUAUUAAAAGAAGAUUGUAUUUAUCAACAGUCCACAAGGAGUUGUCUGUAACCCCUCUGCAUGCAAAAAUUCCUCUGUUUAUGAUCAAGCGCAAAAUAUGGUGCAAUAUGUGUAUUGACUUGGUAGCAUUCGCCAGUGAAAUAUUCAGAGGAGCUGUCUUCCAGUCUUUGGAUGGAAUUGUUAUUUCAGCUAACUGUAAACUGAGAAAGAUCUUCACUUUAAAAUCCAAGCCUCAAGAUACAGCUGAGGAAGAUGAUUUUUUCUCCUCUCAGAUGAAUGAUGAGUCCACAGAUGUUAUUCCUCGAACCUGCCAGCUAAAUACAGAUGUGCCACAAGUUACACAAUUGCUGGACCUCACUAAAAUUCACAAGCCAGAAAUAAAAUGCAGGAGAUAUCCAAUAACAGUGCAAGAAACAGGUAGCUUGAUUAAUAGAGGACAAGGUAAUAUAUUCAGCUGUAAAACUCGGGAUGUAUCGCAUAUUGCAUUUGGAUCAAAGAUCCUUGGGCCACCUCCAUCUUCAAACAGAAGAGUCAGUACAAGGAUACGUGGAGAGGUAACAAAGACCUGGGGCAGCAAAAGUAAUAGAUCAUGCCGACUUCAAAGUUCAGGAAAGGAAACUGAAUCCGUGCAAGACAUUGAGAGAUUGGAGCUAUCAUUCUCACGGUACGAUGAUUCCUUCGAUCAAGGAGGCAAAAGAAAUGUUCACCAAACACCUAAGGAUGUAUGUCAAGAUGAUGAAUGGGUGUUUCCGGAAAGUUUCGCUGAGAUGAUUCAGUUGGAUAGGAGUGAGCAGUUCGUACCUACUGAAAAUUCAGCCUGUCAUAAUUUAAAGUCACCUCAAAAUGCCUCUGUUGAACAUCACAGCAAUGAAACGGUUGAUCACCAAGUGAAUAAUAAAGAGAUUUUCCCAUUUGCAUCACAACCUCAAUCAGCUUCUCAUGGGAAGUCUCCAAAUAUGUCACCAGAAUGUUGCAUUUUCCCUUUGGAUUUGAAGCAAGACAGUAACAGAGUACAUGGGAAAACCCAAAUUGAAGAUAACUUUCAAGGAACUGACAGCGGUGAAGAGGAGUAUGAUUGGAAAAAUUACCAGUCAAAUAGACUGAGUUCAUCUGAACUUCAGAUGCUGGCUAGCAUGAAGAGACAACAAAAUGAAGAAUUAAGAGAUACUGCGAUCGCACACGGGCUGAGCGCAUCACAGGUAGACAACUGCAAUGUUAGCAUAAGUACAAGCAGUGAUGAUACAGCAACCUGGACCUCUUGUUUCCCACCACCCAUCAGUCAGGAGCAUCACUAUCAGGAAGAAAUGAGCCCGCUUUCCCGUUCCAACCCACGAGACUGGUUGAACAUGUUCAGUCCUCCCAUCAUUCCUGGAAGACAACAGCUGGAAGAGCACACUAAAUCUUCAACGAAUCAGAGUAUUUCAGGUGGAGAUGACCUCAGUGCUGAAGAAGAUGAUGAAGUUUUGACUCUUUUGUAUGAUCCGUGUCUGAACUGUUACUUUGAUCCCGAUUCUGGGAAGUACUAUGAAUUGGCAUAG
Opisthocomus hoazin is the source of this 1830-nucleotide messenger RNA. NCBI's taxonomy places the organism in Eukaryota, Metazoa, Chordata, Aves, Opisthocomiformes, Opisthocomidae. The record is from RefSeq and is a predicted model, not a curated record.